CACCGCGCCCUCCGCGUGAGCGGCCAAAGCAAAGCCCGGCUUGCCGGCAAGAGCAAAGUUCACUGCUCGUUUCUUUUUUUUUUUUCUCUCUACCGAUCCGUCAGUGUAGGUAGCCAUGUGCGGCGGAGCCAUCAUCUCCGGGUUCAUCCCGCCGUCGGCGGCGGCCGCGGCUGCCGCGGCGGCGGCGGCCAAGAAGCAGGGGAGGAGGGUCACGGCCGACGUGCUGUGGCCGGGGAUGCGGGGGAAGGCCAAGGCCGGGCGGGGUUUCGGGGUGGAGGACGACUUCGAGGCCGACUUCCGCGAGUUCGAGCAGGGCCUGAGCGACGACGAGGCGGACGGCGGCGGCGGCGAGGUCGACGACGACGACGACGACGUGGUCGUGGAGGUCCCGCCGCCGGCGAGGUUCGUCUUCGGCGGCGCCGCCAAGGCGGCGGCCGGGAUUGCGCCCCCGACUGCAGAUGGUGUUUUAACUCCAAAGCUUGUCCAACAUGAUGGACCUACUGCUAGAUCAGCAAAGCGCAAGAGAAAGAAUCAGUACAGGGGGAUCCGCCAGCGUCCCUGGGGCAAAUGGGCAGCUGAAAUCCGAGACCCAAGCAAGGGUGUCCGUGUUUGGCUUGGAACAUACAACACUGCUGAGGAGGCAGCUAGAGCAUAUGACGCUGAAGCCCGCAAGAUCCGUGGAAAGAAAGCCAAGGUCAACUUCCCUGAUGAACUAUCAGUUGCUCAGAAGCCUUCCCUGAAGCAAAAUGCUGCCAAGCAGGAAAAACUAACUCCACCUCUGAAGACCUGUGUGGAUGAUGCUUUCAUUCAUCCAAACAAUGCAGACAAUGAUUUGUUUGCAAUGUUUUCCUUCAGUGACAAGAAGGUUCCUGCAAAGCCAGAAGAGCCUGUUGGUAUCCUGCCUCCAGUCAAACCUCUUGUGUCCACUGAGACAUUCGAGAUUAACAUGCUCUCUGAUGAGAGCAGCAAUUCAUUUGGCUCUUCGGACUUUGGUUGGGAUGAUGAUAUCCUGACUCCAGACUACACUUCUGUCUUUGUUCCCAAUGCCUAUGGUGAACCUGCUUACCUGACUGGUGGAGCGCCGAAGAAAAUGAGGAACAACUAUGGUGUAGCUGUGCCUCAGGGAAAUGGCAUGCCGGAUCUCACACAAAACAUGCCUACCUUUGAUCCUGGGAUGAAAUAUACGCCUCUACCUUACGUCGAGAGCAGCUCAGAUGAAUCAAUGGACAGCCUUCUGCAAAAUGACGCCACACAAGAUGGGGCAAGCAACGUGGGUAUCUGGAGCCUUGAUGAGCUGCUCUUGGCAGCUGGUGCUUAUUGAGGAGGCCAAAGGUUCUGGUCAGUGUGGACUGUCAAUAGCAAACCAUGUUGAAUGUGUAUGGCCAAGAUGAAGAGAGCUGGUGAUGUCUGCUAUGUUUUGUAGAGGGAUGGAACCAAAGUAAUGCUAGAACAUUAUAUGCUGCUAUCAGUUGUACUCUUAUGACAUGUUUAUACUAUGUUGCUGUAUGGUGUGUCUAUGAUUUGAAGUAUGUUGGGGACUCAUUCAAUAACUGCCUUGGCCAUGUGUGUGCUGUAAUGUGCUUAUUAAGUUAAUAUGGUUGUGCUCGUAUUGCGUAUCUACAA
Molecule: messenger RNA, 1623 nt
Organism: Oryza brachyantha (malo sina)
Lineage: Eukaryota; Viridiplantae; Streptophyta; Magnoliopsida; Poales; Poaceae
Product: ethylene-responsive transcription factor 1-like
Exons: 3
Coding region: 116-1321 (401 amino acids)
Biological process (GO): regulation of DNA-templated transcription; ethylene-activated signaling pathway
Molecular function (GO): DNA binding; DNA-binding transcription factor activity
Source: RefSeq, a predicted model, not a curated record